AUGGCGGACGCGGCGCCCGUACACACACCGCCACCGGAGGGCGCGGUGGAAGAGGAGCGGGAGGAGGGGGCCAACGAGCAUGAGACGGAGAGCGAGCAGCGUGAGGCGUACGAGUAUUGGGGAUACCUCUUCAAGCCGGACAAGACGGGUACGGAUAAGCUGAAGAGCUUAUUGCGAGGACUGAAGAACCUCAUGGUAUGUUCGGAGUACCGUCUUGAGGCGGGUCAAGGCUGCAGAUGCUAAUAUCUCAUAGAAUGAGCGAUAUGAGCAUUCUGACAAUCCCGAUCUUACGCCUAACCAGCUGGCCCACUUCUACCGCGACUUGCACGGCAACUAUGACCAGCUCUUCCUCGGCACUCCUAGCGAAAGUAUCGCAUUCAUUUACAAGAGCCUGGGAUGCCUUCACAGCUUGCAACCACCUGCGUAUACGCAUGCGACAGCAUUCACCGAUCCGACGGUUCCGGCGUUGAAGACUGAAGGAUGGAUUAUGUGGCAGACAAUCCAGCUUUUGCUGGGCCCCGAAGAGCACUCGGACUUCAUAAGAGAAGCCGUACAGAAGUGGGAUAUCAAAGAUGCAGAUACGGGCGAGAUCUUUCCCAAGAUUUUGCCCAGAGAGUGCUUCCCGCACGACUCGGACAAGCACAUGGUUGCGUGGUAUGAAGGCGUCUCCGAGCGCUUGCGGAGAGAAGCGGAGGAAGAGGAGCGUCGACAUCAGAUCGAAGUGGAGCAUGAGGAGCCGCCAAGAAGACUACAUGCCCCCGAGCGUCCGCCCAGACGAGAAGGGGACCCGCCAACCGAUGACGAGGGUUCAGUGGAUUCAAGAGGUCCUGCCCUGGCGUACUUCCGCAAUCCGUUGUACAGGCACGUGGAUGGCAGACCUUCCAUUGUUCGACGCAACUCAAAGCGUCCGGCAGUUAGUCCGCGCCAGACAAUGAUGGGCAAGGGCAAGGAGGCUGCGUCGACCUUCGGGCGCAUCGCUCGGAAUGUGGGCAGUCCGCACUUAUGGGGCGGCAGGGUAAGCAGCCGCAGUAGGGACCGCGAUGCCAAGAGAAGAAGUCAUCCUGAGGGAUAUCACCAUCCUGAAGAGAUUCCACCGACUUCUGCGGGAUCAUACGAGAAUCGCUACUCGCCAAGAGAGCAUUCUGGACACGGUCAUCAUCAUCGGAGGAGCUCGCAGCUGGAACGACCACCAGAGCGCCCCAUCUCAGGCGUGGUAGACGAAGACUUUGAUGCAGAGGACGAAGAUCCUGUUUACAGCCCUCAGCCAAGACAUCCCACUGGGUCAGACUCCAGCAAGCAUCGCCGAAAUCACUCUCGCCCGGAAUCACGAGACCAAGGACUGCGACAUUCGAAGAGCCACGAGCCUACGCCCAGCCAGAAAGAGGCCGACGACUACUUUAGCAGCGGGUAUGACGAGCCACCGCCGGGUAGGCGACACUCCACACAUGAGCGACCUCAGUCUCCUUCGCCAGCAGCUCCAGCAGGCAACGGUAUAGGACCAUCUUUUGGACCUUCAGCAGGGCCCUUAUUCGCAGCUCAUGUAGCCAAACAACCUCCGUCUAUGGCAAGACCACCCUCUCGGCCUCCACCUGAAGACUAUACGGGCGGGCCUCCCAUGCGCAAUCCAUCUAUCCGACGUGCACAAGAACGGUACCCGAGCCGAAGCCCCGAGUCUGGUAGCCGUCCUCCACCUCAUAUGGAUCCGCGUGAUCGAAGAGACCCGAGAGACCCUCGAGAUCGUAGGUUUGAUAGUCCAGGAAGACCACCUCCGGGAUCACGCUACAACAAUUCGCCUGCUCCUUACGAUGACAUACCACCGGGUCCUGAAGGCAUGCCACCCGGAGCACCUGGCGGGGGAAGAUAUGCUGAAGGCGGCGCCCCUCCGCCCCGAGAUCCUCGAGAGAUGAGUCAUUCUCGCGAUCCUCGAGAUCGUGACCCUAGGGAUCGAAAUCCGAGAGAUUACCGCGACCCACGCGACAUGAGAGAUCCUCGGGAUAGGAGGGGCGGCAGAAUGAACGACGACGAUCUGGACUAUCCCGAAGACGAUGGACACCGUAGUAGGCCGAAACAGACCAGAUUCGCAGACACCGGUGUGAGCGGGAGGCGGUAUCCUGAUGAGAGUCCCUGGAGGGAUGAAAGAGGUGACAGGAGGAGGAGAAGCUAG
This is a messenger RNA of Lecanosticta acicola, 2164 nucleotides long. Lineage: Eukaryota; Fungi; Ascomycota; Dothideomycetes; Mycosphaerellales; Mycosphaerellaceae. The record is from the annotation of a GenBank genome assembly.